UACCAACACUAAAAUGAAUCCUUUCCCUGUAGGCCCAAAUGGUUCAAACCGGGUUCAGUGCAGCUGCUAUUUUUAUUUUAUUUUUCUAAAAAAAUCAAAUUUAAACAACGAACAGCAGAACCCUGCCUAUACUACACUGGUUUGCAGUGCGUAAACCAACUCCCGUUCUCGCCGGCGCCGCACACAGCGUCACAGCCACAGCCACAUCUCGCCUUCAGUCAGAGCAACUGGAGUUGGUUCUGUAUGUUUUCAAUUGAGCUUUGUUAUUUAUGCGAACUCUCUGGAACUCUCUGGCACCUCUCACUGAAUCACCCGCUAACUACUGCCAACGCAAACUUUUAAAUGGCUCAGAUUCUGUGAAAUCUCACCAUAUUAACUUUUUGAAUAGAAGAUAUCAAUUUUUUUUUUCUGAAGCCAAGAACGUAAAGCAAAACAAAACAACUCAAAACAACUCCAGCUGCAUAUGUCUCAUCUUUGUCUCUCCUUUUUGUCUCUGCAUAGAUUGACUUGAGGAUGGAAUACGUCAGCCCAGAAGGACUUCGCCUGGAUGGUCGCCGACCCAUGGAGAUGCGACAGAUUCGUGCAGAGAUUGGUGCUGUAUCCAAAGCAGAUGGUUCUGCCAUAUUUGAGAUGGGUAAUACCAAAGUUAUUGCUGCUGUUUAUGGCCCUAGAGAGGUGCAAAAUAGGAGCCAAAUAAGCAACCAUGCUCUGGUUCGGUGUGAGUACAGCAUGGCUAAUUUUAGCACUGGAGAUCGCAUGAGGAAAGCAAAGGGUGACAGGAGAUCAACAGAAAUUUCUCUGGUUAUUCGGCAAACCAUGGAAGCAUCUAUAUUGACACAUCUAUUGCCUCGAUCUCAGAUAGAUAUAUAUGUUCAAGUUCUCCAAGCAGAUGGAGGAACUAGAUCUGCUUGUAUAAAUGCUGCAACUUUGGCCCUUGCCGAUGCUGGGAUCCCUAUGCGUGAUCUUGUAACUUCCUGUAGUGCCGGAUACCUUAACAGCACAAGUCUGCUUGAUUUGAACUAUGUAGAAGACAGUGCUGGAGGUCCCGAUGUAACCCUAGGAAUUCUGCCAAAGUUGGAUAAAGUGACACUGCUUCAGAUGGAUUCUAAACUACCAAUUGACAUUUUGGAAAAUGUUAUGCAACUGGCAAUUGAAGGCUGCAAAGCAAUAGCAAACUACAUUCGAGAAAUUUUGCUGGAGAACACAAAGCAACUAGAGUAUCGACGAGGUGUAUAGUUUUUAUAGCAGAAAUGAUGUUUCCUCUGUGCUUCCAUUAUUUGUUGGUUUAUGCUAGCGCAUGAUGCUAUGAUUAUUAUUGCCUGUGGUCAUGGUUUUCCAGAUUUGUAGGUCCGUUCUUUCAGCAUUUGUGUUUUUUUUCGUUAUGGAUGAGAAUUCUCUUGUAUUUACGUGAAACAAUUUUGUUUUUAGCAUACAGUGCUGAAUAAAACGGAAAUUUGUGGUAGAA
Molecule: messenger RNA, 1465 nt
Organism: Vigna unguiculata (cowpea)
Lineage: Eukaryota; Viridiplantae; Streptophyta; Magnoliopsida; Fabales; Fabaceae
Gene: RRP41
Product: 3'-5'-exoribonuclease family protein
Biological process (GO): rRNA catabolic process; poly(A)-dependent snoRNA 3'-end processing; U4 snRNA 3'-end processing
Cellular component (GO): nuclear exosome (RNase complex); cytoplasmic exosome (RNase complex); nucleolus
Molecular function (GO): RNA binding
Source: RefSeq, a predicted model, not a curated record